Cylas formicarius (sweet potato weevil) is the source of this 2002-nucleotide messenger RNA. RefSeq lists its product as uncharacterized. Bases 154 to 1815 code for a protein of 553 amino acids. The transcript has 2 exons. NCBI's taxonomy places the organism in Eukaryota, Metazoa, Arthropoda, Insecta, Coleoptera, Brentidae. The record is from RefSeq and is a predicted model, not a curated record.
CUUGUCGUCGGCAGUCAGCUGUUUCCCGGUUGCGUUGCCGCCUGCUCGUCUGCCGCCAGGACGUAUCGGAUCAAUAUUACAUGAGUUUUAACCAAAACAAGAUUUGUUUUCGAGUUUAACGGCUAGAACGAAACUGAUUUCAAAAUUGGAAAUAUGAAAAAGUCUCCGGCUCAGCUACUUUACGGGCCCUUAUUAUCCGGACAUGUAAAAACGAUCCUAGAAUCUGGUCUGUUGCUCGACGAAGACUACGAAGUGCUCUUGAAGUCGUUCAAUUUCGAAACCUUUUCCGUUGAACCGUAUAAACCGCCGAUGGGAUUAAUUGUCUGCGGGGCAACCACCGCAGCUUCAAUCGUAUUGGCCAAAAGAAUCAAAUUGACGUUACUACCCAUAGCCCCUUUGGCAGCGACCGCAGCGUAUCUUUAUUUAGAAAUCCGUUCAAUUUGUCGACGCAACGAGCAAAGAGCUGCUGUAAAGCGUCUGAUUAAUAGUUUCAUUAAGUUGCAUAAGCUCAUCAAUGGAAUUAUAGCCUACCAGAAGACUAGAAAUGAAAUAGCGACUAAAAAGACUAAAAUUUUCUACGGCAAAAAUGUAGAAAAAUUCAGUGCUCAUUUCGCCGAGCGCUUCAUGGACCUCUUAUAUUACUUAUUAAGUGAACUUCAGUUUUUAAGCUCUUUUUCUGAAAGUUUAUGCGAAGAUUUCCAGGAGCUACGAGAGCUAGACAUAAGCCGGUUGCUCGACACGGAUAAUCUAGUUAACGAAUCUCUACCUCUCUCUAUGAAAGUUAAGGACUUGUAUUGUCUUCUUAUGUCGAAGUUUUUGAAUUAUCUCGGGGUAAAUCUUUGUAAAAACUUAGUCGACAUCUGCACUAAAGAGGUGGAUUGUUUGCUCAGCUCUACAUUGCCGAAGCUGACCACCAUGCUAGUGGAAACGUAUUCCGCUAUAAACAUUGAAUUUAAAAGCUUAAGGUGUAGUAUUAAUGAAAAGUUGUCGUUUAAAACUAGGACGCCUUUCAAAAAACAUAUUUCCGGAAAGUUGCAACAGACUUUAGCAGGUUCGCUAAAUAAGUUGUCCAUAAUUUUUGAGCAAGCACGCAUGGUGCUGGAAAAAGUGGACAAUUUGAACGAUGAAGAAAAUUUGAGCAUGUUACAAGAUGCUAUCGCCGAGUUAAGGGACCACGCGUUAGCCACGUAUGAAUCCUUGGACAUAUUGUGUAAAUUGUAUGGAAUUUUGUCUAAAUCGGAAAGCAAUGCCACUAAUCGUGUGGAAAUAACUAAAGAAAACAGCGAUCCAACUGCCAACGUGCCGUGGUUUAAUUUUGACGAUGAAACUGUAGCUUUAGAAGAAAAUUAUGAGCUAUACGUAGGUAAAGACGAUAUAAAUCAUGAAGAAGAACUCGGAAUUUGCGAUGAUAAACCGGGAGCCUAUUUAGGUUUAAUGCUUAGGGAACUUGGUCAGUGUCUAAAGCAACAUGAAAGAUUCGUAGCGGCGAGGAACAAAAGGGGUAUCAAAGAUGGCGAGGAGGAACAAUUGCAAUAUCAGAAAAUAGAAAAACCUACGCCUAAAUUUGACUUAAUGGUGGUUCCUGCCGUUAAUUCGGAUAACCAAAUUAUCGUACCCCCUACACUAUUACCGCCUCCACCCCCACCGGUAGCACCCCCUCUCCCUUUAAAUGUAGUUCAUGAAUAUAAUGAUGGAGCCUCUGGAAGCACACAUAGCUUGUUAACAAGCUUAAAGUCAUUGACGCGUCAGCUCCAAACUAAAGAAGAAGUGUUUGGUGAUAGAGGUGUCGAAAACAGUUCCAGUGAUUCAGAUUAAAAAAAAAUUAGAUAUAUACAACUAAUAUAUUGCCCAUUUUAUAGUAAACUUUAUUUAUUUAUUUCAAACAAUGUAGCACAAAUUCAUUUUUGGUAAUAUCAAAACCAGUGAACCCCUUAUAAUUCGAGACUUCGUUUAAAUUGAUUGUAUAGAAUUUUUAUUAAUUAUCCACCACUUGUUUAUUUAA